AUGGGCGACGACAUGCAGUCUGCCCUGGACGACAUCUCCCGGCAUACUGCAGCCGAAAUCACGACUUACUUUCACGUACAUCGUCAGGAACUCCUUCGACGUUUCGACACUGUUUCGAUCACGAGCUGCGCGCGGAAGCACUUACAGGACCUCUUUAAGGUGCAGGACGUCUUGACGCUCGAACCAAAGCUUAGAGACGCCCUCUCGCCUAUACGUUCCACUUGCGAGGACAUGGUAGAAGACGAGGUCCUACCCAUGAUCGAGGUCAUUGAUGCGGCGCUUGUGGUGCUUCGAAGAGCUCAGCCGAAUGCAACCCACGGCGAGUAG
Molecule: messenger RNA, 327 nt
Organism: Cladophialophora immunda
Lineage: Eukaryota; Fungi; Ascomycota; Eurotiomycetes; Chaetothyriales; Herpotrichiellaceae
Exons: 2
Coding region: 1-327 (108 amino acids)
Source: RefSeq, a predicted model, not a curated record